AUGGCGCUAACGGUGAGCUGUUUAUCUCCUCCGGUAACGGUCGGCUGCUGUCCGCGGAGGCAAAAUGUCAGAAAACACGGUGUUUUAUUCAGAAACGAAGUCCAUCGUGGAGACGGUUAUCAGGACCGCUGUCGAUGUUACCGGAAAUUCAAGAGACCAAACCGACGCAAACGAACAAAGUCUGCAACGUCAGCAGCUGGAUUUUGACAGCGUUGUGGAGAUGUUGGUGCGCGAGGCAGCAAGAAAAAUCAACGCCGUUUUUUCCCAGCUGUCUUUGCUGCUGAUCACUGAAAACAGGACUCUGAAGGCCAAAGUGGGACAGCUGGAGAGCGAGCUGAAGACAGUGACUGAAAGCUUUGAAAAUGCCAGAGUGUGGAGAGAGAACGUCCUGAGCGGCUGCCCGGUCCUGUUUAAGCAGAGCGGGCAGGUCUUCACCCUGAAGCCACUGGGGAAGUUAAAAAUAAGGACAGAUAAACUAACAGAGGGAGGCAGCGGAUCAGCAGCGGCUCCCGCUGGAAUGCGGAGAAUCGGCCAAACGUGUGUCCCCCCUUCUGCGGCCGCUCCUGUGGUGCAGGGUUUCACAGGACCGGUGCCUCCUGCUGCUCCUCGAGUGCAAAGAGUCAGCCAAACAUCUCCCCCUGCUCCUGUUGCUGCUGCGGCGCAGUCCCUUUCCACAUCAUCUCCUCUUUCUGCUGCUGGGGUGGAUGGUGGACGUGAUCCUGGAGGUGGAGAGGUGACGGAGGAGGCGGUUUCUUUACCAGACGAUGGACCGGGUGAGAAUUUAAAUGGUGCUGCAGCAGGUCGCCCCUCAGAGGACACAGCUGAGCCCGAAUACACCGAAAGCCAAAAGAGGCUGGAGGCCGAGGUGCUGAAGAAAGGGAGGGUGUUUGUGUGCGACAUCUGUAACAAGACUUUUAACCGGCUCUUCCACCUCAUGAAGCACAUGAACACCCACAAAGAGCAGCGGCCUUUCGCCUGCGACCAGUGCCCGAGAAAGUUCAGGAACGCGGCGACUUUUGAGCACCACCUGCUGCGGCACGAAGAGAAGAAGUACGCCAGCUACGAGUGCGAGCUCUGCCAGAAGAAGUUCAAAACUAAAAUGGGGCUGAAGACGCACCAGGUGGUGCACACGAACGAAAGGCCGUUCACCUGCUCCACCUGCGGGAAAGGCUUCAAAACCAAAUACAGCCUGAGGUCUCACCAGCUCGUGCACACGGUCGAGAAGCCGCACAAGUGCUCCGAGUGCGGGGAGAGCUUCAAACACGCCUUCACCCUUCAGUGCCACAGAAGCACCCACACCGGGGAGCACCCGUACAAAUGCACGGUGUGUGGCAAAGUUUUUAUAAAGAGGCGAUCGCUCAGGACGCACCAGUCGGUCCACAGAGGGAAGAUGUUCACCUGCGAGACGUGCGGCGCGGGCUUCACUCUGCCUCAAAACCUGAAGAGACACAUGCACAUCCACACGGGCGUGAGGCCGUUCAAAUGUCAGGUGUGCGGGAAGGGCUUCAUUCAGGCCAACAAGCUGAAAGCACACAUGCUUCUUCAUGGAGCGUCAAAGCCGUACAUGUGCGACCUGUGCGGGAAGACUUUUCUGUACAACUGCCACCUGAAGAGACACCAGAACGUAACUCACGACGAGAAGCAUGGGCAGGUCAUGAGGAGGCGGUCUCGGGAGCGAGGCCGGCGCAGAGUUAUCUACCGGCGGGACAGGACAAUAGUGGACGUGACGCAGUUCAGCUGCGGCACCUGUCACAAGGGCUUCGACACGGCUUGUUCGCUGAAGAGGCACGAGCUGAUCCACACGGGUCACAUGCAGUACCGCUGCGACACGUGCGGGAAGUCCUUCUUCUACAAAGCCACUUACGACUACCACCAGCGGGUCCACUCCGGAGAGAAGCCCUUCGGUUGCGAUGUGUGCGGGAAGAGGUUCAUCAUCCGUCAGGCGCUCAAGACCCACAAGCUGCAGCACUCCGGAGAGAAACCGCACAAAUGCGAGCAGUGCGGCAAGGCCUUCCGCAUGUACACCAACUACCAGAGACACCAGCUGAUCCACACGGGAGAGAAGCCGUACGAGUGCGAGGUCUGCGGCCUGAGGUUCAGGCAGCUCGGGCACGUCAAGUUUCACAUGCAGACCCACACGGGAGAACGACCGUACUCGUGCAGCAGCUGCGGACUCGGAUUCUCAGACUCGAGGCUCCUCAAGAAACACAGCUGCAGCGAAAACUACCAGAAGAUGCCGGGGCACGCACUCGCAGCAUCCUGAUGGCGAGGACUCAGAAUUCCUCGCUUCC
Molecule: messenger RNA, 2291 nt
Organism: Archocentrus centrarchus (flier cichlid)
Lineage: Eukaryota; Metazoa; Chordata; Actinopteri; Cichliformes; Cichlidae
Product: zinc finger protein 2 homolog
Exons: 4
Coding region: 65-2263 (732 amino acids)
Biological process (GO): regulation of transcription by RNA polymerase II
Cellular component (GO): nucleus
Molecular function (GO): DNA-binding transcription factor activity, RNA polymerase II-specific; RNA polymerase II cis-regulatory region sequence-specific DNA binding
Source: RefSeq, a predicted model, not a curated record